This is a messenger RNA of Tribolium madens (black flour beetle), 1957 nucleotides long. RefSeq names its product E3 ubiquitin-protein ligase RNF216-like. The record is from RefSeq and is a predicted model, not a curated record. Lineage: Eukaryota; Metazoa; Arthropoda; Insecta; Coleoptera; Tenebrionidae. The coding region runs from base 76 to 1896 and encodes 606 amino acids. The transcript is spliced from 7 exons.
CUGUGUUAACUUGUUAAGUAGUAAUUCUUGACAGUGUGAUUUCCUGUGUUUGUUUCUGUCUUGAUAUUUUAUAUCAUGGAGCAGGUUAACGAUUACAAAGAAAGACUUGUGUCUAUAUUUCAAGGAAGUUCAAUAAGUGAAAAACAAAUUGAUGAAGUGAUUGAUAUUGUGUUAAAUAAUUCUGAUAACAAUAUUGCACCAUUUGAAAAUCAAAUAGAGAUUAUGACAGAUCUAUUAUUAGAAUCCGGGGAUUCCUGCUUAUCGAAAAAAGGAGAAAGCUCAUCAGGAGCAAUUAAUACAUAUUUUACAAACAAUUAUGCUAAUAUUUUAGAUGAAAAUGAAGAAGGAGCUGUGGGUUUUGCUCAUACCACGUAUGGUUUAACUAAAACGGAGACUAACUCAUUGUUGACUCUCUUUCCCGACAUUUGCCCUAAAUUUUUGGAUUGUUUUGUAAAAAGAAAUCCCGCUUUGAAUUUUGAUGAAAUUGUUAAUGAAUUGUCCGAAAUUGACUAUGUAAAACGGGAGGUGGAUCCUCUAGAUAUGUGGGAGGAUCUUAAAGAAAUGUUACCUAAUGCCGAUCCGACGUAUUUGAGAAAUCAAGCACGAGUAUUGGCUAAAAGACCCUUAGAAGACUACGAAGAAUUUUUAAAAAAUGCUAUUGAAAAAAACGAUUAUCCCACCUUGCAGGAUUAUUUAAGAAAGCAAGAGAAAUUAGAGGAUAUUUCUGUAUAUACUGAAAAAUUUACUGUGGCCAAUUACUUGAAAAUAAUUCCAAAUCCAGUAGAAUUUUUUACAGAUCCUGAACGAGAAGCCAUCUUAGCUGACAGCGGAUCUAGCAAAAGUGAUGAAGAGUUCGCCCUUAACUUUCUUUAUAAUCAGUUUCCGUAUUUACGACAAAAUCAAAUUCAAAAAAUUUUUAACAACUAUGGCAAACAUUUAAUUAAAACAUGCAAUAAACUGACGAUUUUACCUCGAGAUUUUAGAAAACCACGAAAGUACAUCGAACAGAAUAAUGAAUGUUUUAAUGUUAAAUUGUUACAAGAAAUUGCUUUUUUGAAACAUGAAACAUCUAUCAGGCGGUACGUGAAGAUGAAGAAUGAUACAUAUCGUAAGGCUUUAGAGGAAGCCAGGAAAUACGGAUUGCUUAAAACUUGUCUUUGUUGCUUUGACGAGGAGCUCAUUCCUGAAGAAUGCUUAUUUUGUGAUAAAAAUUGUAGUUUUUGCAAAAAUUGUGUAAAAUUGGGUGCGGAACAUGUGAUCGGAGAGGGACGAACAAAAUUCCCGUGUCUGGCUGAUUGUCCUUCUGAGUUUAACUAUUCUGUUUUAAAAAUGGUUUUGCAUGAUAAAGUUUUUAAACGAUUGUGUCAGAGGAAGCAAAUUGAAGAAAUAAAAAGUGCCAAUAUAGACGGAUUAGAAACUUGUCCGUUUUGCGAUUUUUCAAUGGUGCCAAAAGAAGGUGAUAAGAUAUUUAAAUGUGGAAACAUCGAGUGUAUGAAAGAGUCGUGCCGAGAAUGCCGUCAUGUAGCUCAUAUACCUUUAAAAUGCUCUGAAAUUGAGUACGACGAAGAUGUUAAAAUGAGGACGUACAUAGAAAAUGAAAUGUCUGAAGCUCUUCUUAGGACAUGCUGGAAAUGCUCAAAAAAGUUUUAUAAAGAAUCUGGCUGCAAUAAAAUGACUUGUCUUUGUGGGGCUAAAAUGUGCUACGUUUGUGGUGUGGCUGUGCAAGACUACUCCCAUUUUGGUAGUGGAAGGUGUCCACUUUAUACUGAAAAUUUGGACCAGUUUCAUUUUAAUAACGUUAUACAAAGAGCACAAGCUGCAAAAACUACAUUGGGAGUUGAUAAAAACCCUAAUAAGCUUAAAUUUGAUCCAACAAAAAAUUUUAAUUUGAAAUGAAAUACAUAAGUAUGUAAGAGUUUUUGCAAUAAAGCAUCAAUGGUUUUUUAUAACAAACUAA